UUCAGCGUAUACGUCCGCAGCAUUGGUCGGUGGCAAGAGCGUAGAAAAAAUGGCGAAGGUCUGUGCGUAAAGACGAUCGUCAACAGAGUUGACAGAAACUAAUGAAGUAGGCUAAUGUCAAACGUGACAGGCGUGAUGUACGAAAAAUGUUCGCUCUAGUCCGCGCGGUCUUGGUGCGUUUCGUGUGAUCGGCCGCAUCGCUUCGCAAGAGGCGUUCAAAACCGAACGAGAAAGCAACGUACGGGAGAGAAAAAAAAACAGGAAACCAAGAGGUCCAGGUGGUUGCGAAACGUCACAGAUCACAACACGGAACGGGCCACUUCAAGGUGUAACAAAUGAGUCAAAUAGAAAUGGAUCAGGAAACAGUAUAUGGAACACAUGAAGACAGCCAUGUGGUCAUGUCGGAGAAAGUCCAGACCCUGGCUGGCAGUAUUUAUCAGGAAUUUGAAAAAAUGAUAGCUCGUUACGAUGAAGAUGUGGUAAAAGACUUAAUGCCCCUACUAGUCAAUGUUCUAGAAUGUCUAGACAUAUCUUAUACAGAAAAUCAAGAACGCGAAGUUGAAUUGGAGUUACUAAGGGAAGACAAUGAGCAAUUGGUCACACAGUAUGAAAGGGAGAAACAGCUAAGGAAAACAUCGGAUCAGAAACUGCUUGAGCUUGAAGAUGCUGCAGAAGAUGAAAGGAAAGAACUUUUAUCAAAAAUUGAUAGCUUGGAAUCAAUAGUAAGGAUGUUGGAAUUGAAGACAAAGAACUCACACGAUCACGGUACAAAUGUCAAUGGCUCUACCAGUCCAUUCCUUCACAGAACAUCCCUCUACAUUGUUCGUCUUGAAGAAAAAGAGGCAGAACUGAAAAGAGAUUACACCCGGCUGCAUGAAAGAUACACGGAGUUAUUUAAAACGCAUGUAGAUUAUAUGGAAAGAACGAAGAUGUUAGUUGGAAGCACGGAAAGAUUAGAAAAUGCGACUAGCGGUCGUGGUCCAUCCCGUUUACCAUCUCUUGGAAUGGCUCACAUGUCUCGAAGCUCUGGGCCAUUGAGUUAUGGUUUUCAGAGUUUAGAGGCUAGUAUGAAUGCGGACGAAGUUCAAGAGGAAAGUCCACCUAAUGCUGCUAAUUUAAGAACUGAAAUGUUGGAUAGCAGUAGCGAAGCUGCAAUAGAAACUUCUGAUAAGAGUCAAUUAACGGAUAAGCCUGCACAAGAGAACAAAACGACGGCAAUUUCUAGACACGAAAGUCCAGAAACAGAAGCACCUCCAGUGUUAGUUACACCAACAUCACCAACAGCGGUAGAAAAACUUGCUACCACGCCAAGUGGAAGGAGUAGAACAGACAGAGAACAACGAAGUGGCAAUACAUUAUACCAGGAACUUAGUUUCCAGGAUGUCGAUGCGUUGGGUGAGAUGGACGAAGGAGCUGACAUUACUGGCAGUUGGGUUCAUCCUGGAGAAUAUGCAUCGUCGGUCAAUGACAACUUUUUCGGAAUGGGUAAAGAAGUGGAGAACCUUAUUAUGGAAAAUAAUGAACUUUUGGCCACAAAGAAUGCGCUCAAUAUUGUUAAAGAUGACUUAAUCAUUAAAGUGGAUGAACUUACGAGUGAACAAGAAAUAUUGCGCGAAGAAGUUCGGGGUUUGCAACAGGCGAGGGAACGUUUGCGCCAAAAAGUCGCUGCCCUUGAAGAAGAAUUGAAAAAAGUUAAAGAAGACGCUGAAGCAGCGGCGAAAGCGGCUAAAAGUGACGACGAAGAAGAUGUACCUUUGGCACAGAGAAAGAGGUUUACCAGGGUAGAGAUGGCUAGAGUACUCAUGGAGAGAAACCAGUACAAAGAACGAUUCAUGGAACUUCAAGAAGCAGUCAGAUGGUCAGAAAUGAUCAGAGCCAGCAAGGCUGAUCCUUCCAAUAUAUCAGGGGGAAAAGGUUCGGUGUGGAAGUUUUUUAGUAGUCUCUUCACAGGACCUGCGGAUCGAGGGGCCCUGGUUCGAGGACCGCAUACGUUACCUCACAUUAGGUACAGCGCACCGACAAAUCAAGUUGUUCCGGCCCCAGCCUUGGACACAAUGCGUAGACGUACGUUGAAAGGUCGCCAUGAGUUUUUCGACCAGGGAGACACCAUAUCGUCUGAGAAACUCGUAGCCAGACGUGCGAACGAACGAAGGGAGCAAUACCGCCAAGUCCGCGCGCACGUUAGAAAAGAAGAUGGUCGAUUACAAGCUUACGGUUGGAGUUUACCAGGAAAGCCAAGUGUACCGGUUCGACAACCCGUCCCUGUGCCAGUUUAUUGUAGACCCCUGCAGGAAUCAGAACCUGGGAUGAAGAUAUGGUGUGGUGCUGGCGUAAAUCUAAGUGGAGGUAAAACACGUGACGGUGGUUCUAUGGUCGGUGGAAGUGUGUUCUAUGCGGCCGAAGCUCGAGAAGUAAGUACUAAUUCAAAGACCGAAGCUGAGGAUGCCAUUGAACAUUUGGAUAAGGAACUUCAGGAGAAUGAAAACCAACGAUUGGAGGCUGAACGUUUGGAGCAACAACUCAGCUCGUUGGUGUGGAUCUGCACAUCGACUCAGAAGAUGUCGAAAGUGACUGUGAUAGACGCUAACAAUCCAGCCGAUAUUUUGGAAGUUUUUAAUGUUUGCCAGGGACAUUUACUUUGCAUCGCGAGUGUACCUGGCGCGAAAGAGAGUGAUUAUGCUCAAGCCGUUAGCGAAGACUCGGUUCGCACUGCCAAUGGAGUAAUGGACAACAACGGUCGCGAGCCGAACGUUAGUGCAAGUAUCGAACAGAAUAAUCAGACGAAUAAGCAGGAAACUCCGGUCUCCGCCGAGAAAAAGGAGUCGGACAACACCGCUGAGGGUCAGAAUAACGAAAAUCCUGAGAAACCGGACGAAACGAAUCAGAAUACUACCACCGAGCCGCUGAGUUUGGAAAGCGUUGACAGUGAAACAAUAAAUCUUGGGAAAGUACAGUUCGUGAAAGAUAGUGCAGAGGUGCCGCCUAUGCGAAUGAUUGAACAAGAGAGUACGAAUGACGAGCAGCAAACUGAUGAAGUCGAGGAAGGUACUCCAAUAGAAAAAAUGUCUUCGAUACAGCCGACAAUGUGGCUCGGAGCUCAAAACGGUGCUGUGUUCGUACAUUCGGCUGUGGCUAAGUGGUCAGUCUGCUUACAUUCUGUGAAACUGAAGGAUGCUGCACUGGCUAUUGUGCACGUUCAAGGCCGAGUUCUUGUCGCCCUUGCCGAUGGAACUGUCGCAUUAUUUAGAAGGGGUGCAGAUGGUCAAUGGGAUCUGUCUCAGUACCAUGUGAUUACUUUAGGUAGUCCACAACAUUCAAUCAGGUGCAUGACCGCUGUCAGUGGUAAAACCGUAUGGUGCGGAUAUAGAAAUAAAAUUCAUGUAAUAGAUCCAGUUUCAAUGUCUGUUGAGUGUACCGUAGAUGCUCAUCCACGUCGAGAGUCGCAAGUGAGACAAUUAGCUUGGUUGGGCGAGGGUGUGUGGGUCAGCAUUAGACUGGACUCAACGUUGAGACUAUAUCACGCUCACACUUACCAACAUCUUCAAGAUGUCGACAUUGAGCCUUAUGUUAGUAAAAUGCUUGGGACUGGAAAGCUUGGCUUUUCUUUUGUAAGAAUUACUGCGUUACUCAUUUCUUCGAAUAGGCUGUGGAUUGGCACAGGAAACGGAGUAAUAAUUUCAGUUCCUUUGUCGGAAAGUGCUGGAGGUUCAAUGGCAGUGUCUAGAAUUCAAGCUGUAGGUGGCAAAAGUGACGCACCCGGUGUUGGUGUCCGAAUCUUUGCGUCAGACCGUGGCGUUACACCUGGAAGUUUUAUACCUUACUGCAGUAUGGCUCAUGCCCAACUUAGCUUCCAUGGACACAGAGAUGCUGUGAAAAUGUUUGUUGCUGUACCUGGUCACGGUGGUCAGAGUGUGGUAUCAGAUCGUUCACAACCAGCCAUGCUCGUUCUUUCAGGAGGCGAGGGCUACAUAGAUUUCAGAGUUGGUGAUGGAGAGGACACGGAAGAGAGCAUUGAGCGAUCGAACAGUGCAGUCGCCACAAAUGCCGAGGAACACGGAGAACAAAGCCAUUUGAUCGUAUGGCAAGUGCAAUGUCUUCUACCAGUGCCAAUGAAUGGCUAACUUACAAACUGAAUAGUGAAGCAUGCUGAUCCAGGUGUAUGGUCCAGCUUGAACUUCUACAUAUACAUACGAAUCAAGCAUUCAAGUGGUUCCCGUUGCGCGUUGUCCAGUCAUGGAUAGACCCUAUUCAGCCUCCGGUCGAGUGAACCGCGUCAAAUUAAACGCUCUAUCUAUUCGAUUCUAUUUCCAUUAAACAAUUAUAGCGAAUCACGCGAACCAUUUUACGAAUAACUGGAAUAUUCCGUAAUGACGAAAAGGGAAGACAUAUUGUAAGAUUUCUCGAGAGUGCUAGGGGAUCAUGUCCAUCGUUUCUUGCGCGGAUAUCCGUGUGUCGGCUAGCUUCCUCGACGUUUGUCGUAUCGUUGAACGAGAAACUUAAUGCGUUACUCGAGGAAAUGUUUUUUUUUUUUAAAUUAAAUGACGUAAUUAGAAUCUCUUAACUCAACGCUUAUAAUCUUUAGCUUCUAUAUUUACAAUCGCGUCUUUUGAAGGUACCUAUCGGCAUACUAAUUCGCUCUUGCGCAAUAAUAACGUAAUUUAUCAAGAAGAUUAUUUUAACGAUCCUGCAUGCAUCCGUGCGUCGUUGAACGUUCAGUCGUAACGUUUUUAGUCGGAAAUUACUACGUUCAUCAUGCCGUACGUAACCAUGUCCCCCGAACGUAGAAGCUUCUGAAACGUCUUGAAGUCAGUCUUGAUCGAACAGUGCCGGGAAUAAAAUAGCGUUACAUUUCCGCCAAUCAAUGUGAUAACCGAUAACGAUACUGGGCGAUGAGUUCUCAAAGCUGCCACGACGUUUGCUACCCUGACUGUUAAUAAUAUUCUGAUUACUAUCGAAAGGUAGAAGACCUUUUUACGCAGGGGUGAGAAGUGCAAUCGAUUCGGGCAGUGUUUAGGCAUAAUAUAUUGUACAUUGUUUCAGUUAGAGAAUAUAUUAUUUUCCAGACCUAUGUGGUUUAAUUCGCGUCCAAUAUUAUACAUAUAUCAAAUUGUAAUAUAUUUUUUAUGUUCAGCUAA
Molecule: messenger RNA, 5135 nt
Organism: Dufourea novaeangliae
Lineage: Eukaryota; Metazoa; Arthropoda; Insecta; Hymenoptera; Halictidae
Gene: syd
Product: JNK-interacting protein 3
Exons: 18
Coding region: 336-4121 (1261 amino acids)
Biological process (GO): vesicle-mediated transport
Cellular component (GO): cytoplasm
Molecular function (GO): signaling receptor complex adaptor activity; kinesin binding; JUN kinase binding
Source: RefSeq, a predicted model, not a curated record